Messenger RNA from Tachyglossus aculeatus (Australian echidna), 3492 nucleotides. It is a transcript of the gene TANGO6, whose product is annotated as transport and golgi organization 6 homolog. Gene Ontology annotation, biological process: protein secretion. The record is from RefSeq and is a predicted model, not a curated record. The coding region runs from base 25 to 3360 and encodes 1111 amino acids. The transcript is spliced from 18 exons. NCBI's taxonomy places the organism in Eukaryota, Metazoa, Chordata, Mammalia, Monotremata, Tachyglossidae.
GGGAGCCUGUGAGCCACUCCAGUUAUGGCGGCCGCCGGGCAGGCGUGGGGAACGAGCCACCCUGGCGGUGGGUCGUUGGAGCGAAUCGCCAUGGCCCUAAGGUUGCUGUUGAGCCCCGGAGGAUCAGAUUCAAGUUCGCUGCAGAUCGCAAAACAUAGUAUUCUGUUGGAUACUUUGAAAGCCAACCUGGCUGCUUUGGAGGCAAACUUUGAGAAGGAUUCUCAGUGGAAGGAACUGAGGAGCUUGAGAAGCGACAUUGCUAGUAAAGCAAAGUGGCCCCAGGACUCUGAAGACGCGACAUGGAGCUUUACUUCGCAAAUCUUGUUAUUACUCUUGUGUCUGAAGCAGAAGAUGAUCCUUCUGGCGGCCGAUUUCCAGCCACCCCAGCCCAACCCCAGGACGGCAGAAGUAGCUCCUGCCCUCGGCCCCGACACCCUCAGUAUCUCCCAGCAGAAGACCGUUCAGUCUGCGUUGCAGUUCGUGGUGACGCUGGGAAUCUGUCCGUACCUCUUGCCUGGUGUCGGCGUCCCUCUGAGGUGUAGGUCAGAGUUUGGUGCUGUUGUGCAGGGGACCGUCACCCUUGCCACAGCCCCAAGCGCGGGGCGAAGGUUGUACACUAGCUGCACUGUUCUCUUAGAUGUUGCACAGCAUGCAUCCCUGGGCAACCUCGUUCUCAGCCGUCAUCUUGGGGACAUUGUGGCCGGACUCUGCCAGUUGGGAUUUUGCCCCGUGAAAGUACAAGGGGAACCUGCAAGGUCUUUGGAAGAAUUGAAGGGCCUGAGCGGAGAGGAAAGAGAUGGGGCAAGGGAGGCCAUGAGGAGCAUAUUGGACCGAGUCUACCAGCCUCUCGUUGUCCGGGAACUGCUGCUUCUCCAGGGUGGACCUCAGCAGAGCUCCGAGUGCUCCAGAGAUGGGACAAGACAAACCUUUCCUCGAGCCCCGGCCUGGUUGCGACGUCUGUGCGGGCAGUUGCUCUCGGAAAGGCUGAUGAAACCCAAUGGCGUCCAGGCUGUGGUCCAGGGCAUUGUGGAAGGAGCAGGUGCGGGACUAGCUGGAGGCCGUGAUGCUGAAGCAGCCGCUGCUGAUUGGCGAAAGUGCGACCUGGUUGCUAGGAUACUGGCCUCUUGUCCUCAGCAGUCCCUCUCACCGGAGGAUUACUGUCAGCAAAUCUGUCCCCAGAUUCUGGAUUUGUUACACAUUCAAGAUAAAUUGACAGCUCGCCAGUUUCAGAGGGUUGCUACCACUUCCUUCCUAACCAUAUCAAAAGAACAACCGAAACUGGCAGUGAAACACUUGCUUGAGCCAAUGUUAGAGCCAAUCCAUCGCUGCCUAAAUACAGCAGACAUGCUAAACGAAGACUCAGUACCAGGAACUGUGCUAGUGAAAGAGGAAGAACUAAGUCACUGCAUUGAAGAUGUGUUUAAGGUGUAUGUGAUUGGGAACGAGCCUAUUGUACCGUUGCUAGAAUCCCUGCAGCCACUUCUGGGUGUGAUUUUUUCUCUUUACUGUUUUACAAGACAAGGUGUGUCUCCCUUAAGAUCCCCAUGUCAAGAGAUCUUGCGGUGGAUUCUGGAGAAAUUGGAGCGACAGGCAGCUAUUGCAACCUUGAAAGGAUUUGCUGGGUUGGAGAAAUCCAUGCCCGUUCUUCACCCUCUCUGCCAGUUUACAGCUGCCAGUCACGGUGGAACUAUGGUCACUGUAAAAGAGGCCAUCAGUGAUGAGGAUGAGGCAUUGUACCAAAAGGUGACCUCAGAGCAGUACCAGGUAGAAUACUUGGUGGACUUGCUCUCACACUGCCAGCAGAGUGGCUUAGCAGGGGAUUUCUUCAUUUCCUGUUUAAAGGAGCUGACUUGUGUGGCUGUGGAGGACGAUGUAGAGUCGGACUCUGAGUCCGUCGCCAACAAGAACCUCUUGGACCUGGAACAGAGCAACACAAGUCGCAUUGCACGGCAGGAGAAAAAACUGCUCAUCUUGCAGUUAGUGGCUGUUCUUUGUGAGAAAGCGUCUGAGACGAUAUUCAUGGACAUCAGCCAAGUGGUAGAGUUUGUGGCAGUAACAUUACAGCGAGCAUGUGCCAGCUUGGUCCAGGAAUCUAAGGGUACAGUGGAAGCUGAGACCCUGAGCAUGUCAAUGGGGCUAGUGGCUGCCAUUUUGGGAGGGGUGGUGCAGUUGAAGUCAGCUGACUUUACCAUCCUAAAGCAACUGGUGCCUCUUUUGGAGGAAAUCUCCCUCACUUAUCCAGAACCCAUCAUCCAGGAACUCGCUGCCGAUCUCCGCAUCACUAUCUGCACACAUGGUGCCUUUUCCACUGAUGCUGUCAGCUCAGCGGCUCAGAGUGCCUUAGGGAACAAAGAACCCCGGGAGAGGACGUUGGAAAGGAAGCAAGACACAAAAGACGAAAUAAGUUCUGAGGCUCAAAAAGAUCCACUCCAGAGCCAACAGCGGCACAGCGAGAAGCUUCGCCACCGGGACGUCAGUUCUGCGACUCGACCGGUGCAAGAGGCCCGGGAAGUUGCCUCAGUGAGGCAGUCUCCUUUGCCCACUGGUGCUUCUGCAAAUCAGAGUUCCCGCAGUCGGACCCCGGAACAGUUUCACGAAGUUCUUCUGUCUGCCUAUGACCCUGAUAUUCCCGCGAGGGCUGCCGCCUUACGUACCCUCUCUCAAUGGAUAAAGCAGAAAGAUCCAGAAGCACUUAAAAAGCAAGAGAAACUUCUCGGGAUAUUCUUGGAGAAUAUGGAACACGAAGACUCCUUUGUAUAUCUGUCGGCUAUUCAAGGUGUUGCUGUGCUGUCAGAUGUAUAUCCUGAAAAAAUCCUGCCUUGCCUUCUGUCACAGUAUGAGAACAUUGACGUGAAAUGCACACUGGAGACGAGGAUAAAAGUUGGGGAAACAUUGAUGCGAAUUGUCAGGUCACUAGGGGACAUGGUUUCCCAGUACCGAGAGCCUUUGAUCCACACGUUCCUGAGAGGAGCAAAAGAUCCAGAUGGUACCUUCAGAGCGAGCAGCCUGUCCAACCUUGGAGAAUUGUGUCAAAGGCUCUGCUUUAUGCUGGGCUCUGUGGUUCAUGAGGUGACUUCCUGUUUGACCGCAAUAGCUAAAACAGACCCAGAGACCCAAGUGCGCAGAGCAGCUAUCCACGUGGUCGUGCUCCUGCUUCGUGGGCUCAGUCAGAAAGCUACUGAGGUGCUAAGAGAUGUCCUGAGGGACUUGUACCACCUGUUGAAGCACGUUGUUCGUUCUGAGCCAGAUGAAGUGGCCAAACUUCACGCCCAGCUGGCCUUAGAGGAGCUGGGGGAGAUUAUGAGAGGAAUCCUGUUCCCCCCGCGGACGCUGGAGAAGAAGAUAGUCAUCCUGCCGUAGGGAGCCAUCACACAAGGCCUGCCGGGGCGGGGGGCUGUGCAGACAGCAGGACCAAGGCUUACCAGCAACCUUAGAGCAGUCCUUUGGUCUCUCAGCCUCACUGUCUCUUCUGCGCUAUUAAAGUGUAGCUUG